Messenger RNA from Rotaria sp. Silwood1, 1041 nucleotides. Lineage: Eukaryota; Metazoa; Rotifera; Eurotatoria; Philodinida; Philodinidae. The record is from the annotation of a GenBank genome assembly.
AUGGCGAUGUCUUGUUUUCUUUUCUUUCUUCUGGUAACAUUGUUUCCUUUGACUGAUGCAGUAAGUGGAAUUAUUAAUCGUCAUGAAUACAAUUUUACAACUACCUAUGCUGGCAAUACAACAUCUGUUAUAUUAAUUAAUAAUCAAUAUCCAGGACCAACAAUUAGAGUUAAUGUUGGCGAUAUAAUAAUUGUUCAUAUUCAUAAUGCUCUUCAAUCCAUGGAAGAUGUUACUAUUCAUUUUCAUGGUAUUCUUCAAAAACAAACAUCACAAAUGGAUGGCGUAGGAUUUGUAACACAAAUGCCAAUUUCACAUGGACAAACAUUUACAUAUGCUUUUUAUGCAUAUCCAGCUGGUACUCAUAUAUAUCAUUCACAUGUAGGAUUACAAGCUGUUACAGCAUUUGGUGCAGUAAUUAUUGAUGAUCCACAAAGACCAUGGGAAGCAGUAGAAAUACCAUCAGGUCCAAUAAUGUUUUCUGAUCAUUGGGAAGGAGUUGAUCGUCUUGCACAAGAAGCAGGCUUACUUCAAUCACCAUUUAAAUGGGAAGGAGAACCAACAAAUCUGUUUAUGAAUGGUCAACGAAAUUACGUAUUGACUGUAGAACCAAAUGCAUUCUAUUUAUUACGGUUAAUUGGUGCAACAAGUUUAUCUACGAUUGUGUUUGGUAUAGCUGAACAUACCAUGACUGUUGUUGAAGUAGAUGGCAAGCUCAUAGUACCAAAACCUAAUAUGACAUCGAUUGAAAUUGCUUCUGGACAACGAUAUGCAGUAAUGAUUGAAACAAAAAAUCAAUAUACUGGUGUUUUUGCUAUGCAAGCAUCAAUUCGAUGGCGAGUAGCAGCAGCCAAUUCUAGUUGCAUUGGUAUCUUAAGAUAUGGUUUACAAUCUUCAAUUCCUUCGAAUAUAUCAUCACUUAAUCUUCCAAUAUUAUCUAAUGAAACUGAAUUAUACUUAUUUUCCUAUAACAAAAAUUCUAAUUUCAUCGAUACUGAACAGGAAGUUAAUUUAAUGUCGACAAUUUUAAAAUUUACAUGUUAA